Cucurbita moschata (crookneck pumpkin) is the source of this 1836-nucleotide messenger RNA. RefSeq names its product glucan endo-1,3-beta-glucosidase 5-like. Gene Ontology annotation, molecular function: hydrolase activity, hydrolyzing O-glycosyl compounds. Bases 179 to 1624 code for a protein of 481 amino acids. Gene Ontology annotation, cellular component: plasma membrane. The transcript has 2 exons. Lineage: Eukaryota; Viridiplantae; Streptophyta; Magnoliopsida; Cucurbitales; Cucurbitaceae. The record is from RefSeq and is a predicted model, not a curated record. Gene Ontology annotation, biological process: carbohydrate metabolic process.
CUUCGCUUCAUCUUCACUCUUCAAGCGGUUACAACUUACAGGUGUCACUCCUCCUCCGCCGCCUUUCACCGCUUCUUUUUUUCCACCACCGCCAUCGUCGGCGUUCCCGCCGCCCUUCUCAACUUCUCCGACUAUUUGACCAAUUUUGGUCCCUGAAGUCACGUAAACUCUCUCAGAAAUGUUGAGGCGGAGAUUGGAAGCAGCCCUGCACUGUUUGUUUUUACUUUUGGGUUCAUUUAUGGUGGUGGAAUCUGCCAUUGGUGUUAAUUGGGGUACGAUUUCGUUCCAUAAGAUGAAGCCGUCCACCGUCGUUGAUCUAUUGAAGAGCAAUAGAGUAGAGAAAGUGAAACUGUUUGACGCGGACUCCAGAGUGCUCAAGGCUUUAAUGGGAAGUGGGAUCCAAGUCAUGGUUGGAAUCCCUAAUGAAAUGCUCGCUUCUUUGAGCUCCUCUUCGCUUGCCUCUGAUCUAUGGGUCCGUCAAAAUGUGUCUUCGUAUGUUGUUAAAGGGGGCGUUGAUAUCAGGUACGUUGCCGUAGGAAAUGAGCCAUUUCUCACCAGUUACAACGGAGAGUAUCAGUCAUACAUCAUGCCUGCUUUGCUCAAUAUUCAACAAUCCUUAGCAAAAGCAAAUCUUGCAAGCUAUGUGAAGUUAGUUGUCCCUUGCAAUGCUGAUGCAUAUGAGUCUUCCCUUCCUUCCCAGGGAGCAUUCAGGCCUGAAUUGACACAACUUAUGACUCAAAUUGUUUCAUUUCUCAACUCCAAUGGCUCUCCAUUCAUCGUGAACAUAUAUCCGUUUUUGAGCCUCUACGGGAACUCCGACUUCCCACAAGACUAUGCAUUUUUUGAAGGGACUACCCAUGCUGUCACUGAUGGAAGUAACGUUUACUAUAAUGCGUUCGAUGGAAACUAUGACACUUUAGUUUCCGCUCUCACCAAAAUUGGCUUUGGACAGAUGCCAAUUGUUAUAGGGGAGGUCGGAUGGCCCACGGAUGGAGCCAUGGGUGCAAAUCUUACAGCUGCGAGAGUCUUCAACCAAGGCCUGAUUAAUCAUGUCCUAAGCAACAAAGGAACCCCUUUAAGGCCAGGUGUGCCUCCUGUGGACGUCUAUCUCUUCAGCCUACUUGAUGAAGGCGCAAAGAGUGUUCUUCCAGGGAAUUUUGAGAGGCAUUGGGGUAUUUUUUCUUUUGAUGGCCAGGCUAAAUAUCCUUUAAACCUUGGUUUAGGCAACAAGGUAUUGAAAAAUGCAAAGAACGUGGAGUAUCUUCCUUCUAGAUGGUGCGUUGCAAAUCCAUUCCGGGACUUAACCGACGUGACAAAUCACAUUAAGCUAGCCUGUAGCGUUGCAGAUUGCUCGACGCUCAACUAUGGAGGAUCAUGCAAUGGUAUUGGUGCAAAGGGUAACAUCUCAUAUGCAUUUAACAGCUACUAUCAGCUACAAAUGCAGAAUGAGAAGAGCUGCGAGUUUGAUGGCCUCGGUAUGAUCACAUUCCGAGAUCCCUCCAUUGGGGAAUGUAGGUUUCUUGUCGGUGUUACCGACAAUCGUUCGCUCAGUUCUCGUUCAUCAGGUGAAUCAGCACUCAUCUGGGUAUCAAUAUUAUGGGUUUUCUGGACUCUGAUAUUAUGAAAACGAGUCUUUCAGGGAAAAUCUUCCACAUUUCUUCAUUGAAUCUAUUAAGUUAUAGGCAUUAGUGUUAGAAUGUAAGCAUAUUAGAGCAAUUUAUGAAAGGUUGUACUGGGUUAUAUAUUCAUUUCAUUACACAAAGUUGACCCACGAGCAUAUAGCAUAUAUUUAUUAUUUAUUCAAGUUGAUUGUGUUGUAUCUUUAUUCCUCUCUAA